UCAUCCUAAUUUAACCCAAACGUUUUGUCAAUUGCACCAUUAGCCCAAACGACAAAGCUUUGUCGUUUUGGCUUUUAAACCCUAGAUUCGUCUUAUCAGCGAAUCUCCUCUGCACAUUCCUCAGUGAUCUAUCAAAGUUCGAAGAGACCGACGCAAAAGGGACAGAAACGGAGAAGGAGAAAGAGGCAGAGAUGGGAGUAGAGAUCCAAUCGCCGCAGGAACAGAGCUCUUACACCGUUGAGCAGCUCGUCGCCCUUAAUCCUUUCAACCCUGAAAUCCUGCCUGAUCUCGAAAACUACGUUAACGUUACAUCGCAAACGUAUAGUCUGGAAGUAAACCUAUGCUUGCUUCGGCUCUAUCAGUUUGAGCCUGAGCGCAUGAACACUCAUAUCGUGGCUCGAAUCUUGGUCAAGGCUCUUAUGGCUAUGCCAACUCCAGACUUCAGCCUUUGCCUCUUCUUGAUUCCCGAAAGAGUGCAAAUGGAGGAGCAGUUCAAGUCACUAAUUGUUCUAUCACACUACCUUGAGACUGGGAGGUUCCAACAGUUCUGGGAUGAAGCUGCCAAGAACCGUCACAUUCUCGAGGCUGUUCCAGGUUUUGAGCAAGCUAUUCAAGCAUAUGCAAGUCACCUUCUUAGCUUAAGCUACCAAAAGGUUCCAAGAUCAGUGCUGGCUGAGGCUGUUAACAUGGAUGGUGCAUCUCUAGACAAAUUCAUCGAGCAGCAAGUGACUAACAGUGGAUGGAUUGUUGAGAAAGAGGGUGGAAGUAUUGUCUUACCACAAAAUGAAUUUAACCAUCCGGAGCUCAAGAAAAAUACAGGUGAGAAUGUUCCCUUGGAACACAUUGCCCGCAUCUUCCCCAUCCUUGGUUGAACCAAUUCAUGAGAACACUGCAAAUUUUCCUUUUGUCUCUUGUUAUCUUGUGAUGUACACUUUUAAGACACCGUAAUGUGAAUUUUGGCAAUGGCCUUCCUCUUUGCAAUUUGACAGAUUUUCUUAAAAAUCUAGUAGACCGAGACUUUGCCAUAAUUAGUAGAUCUUCAUAGUCUGAGCUCUGCUUCUUACCUUUUUUUUUACCUUCCAUGGAUUCCAAUACUGGUUUCUCAACAAGUGUUGGAAUUGGCUCGUUUCUGAUUGAUUAUCUUCUGUUUACUUCAUUACAUCUAAAUAAACUAAACGAAUCUUCAGACAACCCAAACAAUUGUCUUCUUUAAAAAGCAAAGGAAAAAAAAAACUUUUGUUUAGGUUUCUUGGAAUAUAGAAACUGACACGGCAAAUUUGUAUUGAG
Molecule: messenger RNA, 1287 nt
Organism: Arabidopsis thaliana (thale cress)
Lineage: Eukaryota; Viridiplantae; Streptophyta; Magnoliopsida; Brassicales; Brassicaceae
Gene: EIF3K
Product: eukaryotic translation initiation factor 3K
Exons: 7
Coding region: 192-872 (226 amino acids)
Biological process (GO): cytoplasmic translational initiation; formation of cytoplasmic translation initiation complex; regulation of translational initiation
Cellular component (GO): eukaryotic translation initiation factor 3 complex; eukaryotic 43S preinitiation complex; eukaryotic 48S preinitiation complex
Molecular function (GO): ribosome binding; translation initiation factor activity; RNA binding
Source: RefSeq, marked reviewed